Molecule: messenger RNA, 1107 nt
Organism: Stegodyphus dumicola
Lineage: Eukaryota; Metazoa; Arthropoda; Arachnida; Araneae; Eresidae
Gene: Nmdar1
Product: glutamate ionotropic receptor NMDA type subunit 1
Biological process (GO): monoatomic ion transport
Cellular component (GO): membrane
Molecular function (GO): ligand-gated monoatomic ion channel activity; signaling receptor activity
Source: RefSeq, a predicted model, not a curated record
GUGGAGGAUAUCAUCGAAUACGAGACUGGCAUCACAGAAAUCAGCCAAAGACUCGAAGAAGCACAGGGUCGGUACUGCAGAGUCUUCAUACUUUACGCCAACUCCGAAGACGCGGAGAGCAUCUUCAAGGAGGUGGAAGCGCUGAACAUGACUUCACCGGGGUAUGUCUGGAUCGUGUCUGAACAAGCUCUACUCGCACCCAAUAAACCAGACGGUGUCCUCGGCUUAAAGCUCGUGAAUGCGACCGACGAAGAGGCGCAUAUAAAAGACAGUGUCACCGUUAUUGCUCGAGCUUUUCGGCAGUUAUUGUUCAACUUGACCCACAUCGAGAAUGCUCCGAAGAAUUGCAACGACCACAAAAAAGACUGGGAAACUGGACAGAAGUUCAUAGGAUUCCUGAAAGAAGUUACUUUGCAAAAUGGGAAAACGGGUCGUGUGGCCUUUGAUGAUAAAGGGGACCGGAUCGAUAGCGAUUAUGAAAUCAUCAAUAUCGUGAACGGAAGACCAUCCACCGUUGGAGACUAUGUUUAUUCACAGUUCAAAUGCGAAAUGACGUUGUCCUUGAAUGUGCAAGAAAUCGUCUGGCCCGGAGAGGAGACGAGGAAACCUAGAGGAUAUAUCGUGCCGACCCACUUGAAGGUGGUGACGGUGGCCGAGAAACCAUUCACUUGGAUACGAGAAGCGGAGGAUAAAUCCUUGUGUUUGGAGGACGAAAUUCCUUGCCCAAGGAAAAAUAAAACCAGUGGUGAAGAAGACAUGUAUUGCUGCAGAGGUUAUUGUAUGGAUUUAUUGAACGCUCUAGCAACCGAGUUGAACUUCACUUACACACUCUACCAAGUGGAAGACGGAUUAUACGGUAGCUUUGACCACGUAAACGGCUCCGAAAAAAAGAUGUGGACGGGAAUGGUCGGCGACUUGGUGUACGAGAGAGCAGACAUGGUGGUUGCUCCCCUCACCAUCAAUCCCGAAAGGUCACAAGCCAUCGAAUUUUCGAAACCCUUCAAGUAUCAAGGGAUCACCAUUCUCGAGAAAAAGAAAUGGUGCGUUGAUGGAAAUGUGUUGGGAUGGGAUGGGAUGGAUGGAUGGAAUGGGUGGAUGGAUAGAUGA